AACAGCGUUGGUGACACCGUCGACAAAGGGGGAGAAAAGGAAAACAGAAAACAAGCCUCUCAUAAUCCUCUCCAUUUCCAUUUCCAUCUAUAUCUCUGUGCGUCGGAUUUUAUAAAUCUCGUUCUUUGCAUCCUAUCCAAAAUUUUCUCCUCUCUUUUCUCUUGCUCUCGCUAUCUCUGGAUAGAUUAAACUAGCCGCUUUUUCAACACCGCAGGAUCAAAUUUCCAUGGAAAUGGCUUCCACUUCUUCGGUGAGCGAAGAACAAAGACAAGAACAGAAUCAACAAGUAACGGUGAAAGAGAAGGAGUGCGUCCACAGAACGAAGACAAUACAGUUCCUGGGCCGCACUACUCCUAUCGUUCUCCAAAACGACAAUGGACCUUGCCCUCUCCUCGCUAUCUGUAAUGUUCUUCUGUUGAGGAACAAUCUAAAUUUGAGCCCAGAUAUAUCAGAAGUCUCACAAGAGAAACUAUUAUCACUUGUUGCAGAACGCUUGAUUGAUUCCAACAGUAAUAAUAAAGAUGCAGGCUAUGUUGAAAACCAGCAGCAGAAUAUUGCAGAUGCUAUUGAUUUACUUCCUCGUCUUACAACAGGAAUUGAUGUAAAUAUAAAGUUUAGGAGGAUAGAUGAUUUCGAGUUCACACCAGAAUGUGCCAUAUUUGAUUUGCUCGACAUCCCUUUAUAUCAUGGUUGGAUAGUUGAUCCUCAGGAUUAUGAUACUGCAAAUGCUAUUGGGGCAAAGUCCUAUAAUGCUCUUAUGGGACAGCUUGUUGCCCUGGAAACACGAAAGAUGGAAUGUGAAAGUAAGAAUAACCCUGAGGAAGAUUCUGUUGAUUUUGCUGCUGCAACCACUGCAACUCUGGGUGUUCCUUCUCCUUGUCUUUCUAAAGCUAGAUCUUUUGAUGAUUCUCCGCGUUCUGUCCCUGAUCACCAGAUAUUAAGGAAAGGGGACCUAGAAGAAGAAGCAGAGCUAUUGAGGGUCUUAAAAUUGUCAGAAUAUGAAUUUCCCACUUCCAUGGGUGAUGCUCUUGUAGCUGAUGUUAGUGAAGGUGUUCUGCCUACUGGUUCAGAUGAACAUACAUGUGCAAAGGGGGCUUUGCCUGGAAAUUCUGUGGAUAUGUCAGAGGGGCAUGUUGGCAUUGAUAAUGGUCAUGGAAUCUUGAGCAAUGAUCAGAAUGAUCUCAUAUAUCCCAGAAUUCUUCCAGGGGAAAUGGCAUGUGCUGCCCCGAAGAUUGAUCAGAGGUACCCUUCAGAAACUCUUCCAAGGGAAUUGUUGUGUUCUUCAUCAAAGGCUGAUCAGAUUAACCCGGCUGAUCAGUCAACUAAUAAAGAAUCCAGAGGCCCUGGUUCUUCUAAUGCUUUAAUUGAGAAUUGUAGUGUUGAGACAUCAGUCCAGAUUUCAGGUGCACCAUCCUUGUCUGGUGGGAAAAAUAUUGUAUCUAUUGAUGAAGAAUGCAUGGAUAUUUCUCGAAGAGGGGAAGUGGUUGAGAAUCAAUCAGCUUCCAUAACUGAUGUUCAUGAACCUGCAGAUGUUUCUGACGGGCAUGAUAGAGCAGAAGUAUCAGGGUUAUCUACACCAAAUCUGGAUUCGGAUUCCUCUAGUGGCAGAAUACAGAAUGUAGAUGUACCCGAAGCAUUUACUUCAAGUAUUGAUGGUAGUGAGCCCAUUUAUGAAGGAGAAGAAUGCAUUUUAGAUGCAGGAACUGCAGUUUUUGAAGACCGAGAGCCUAUGUAUGAAGGUGAGGUGAUUCUUGCAGAGCAGGCUGAUAAAACUGUGAGUUCAAAUGAUGAAAUCACACCACAAGAAGGGGAGCUGAUAAGGAACUUCUUGAAGAGCAAUGCUAGUCAGCUGACCUUUUAUGGUCUUUUUUGUUUACAAGAUGGGCUCAAAGAACGUGAACUAUGUGUUUUUUUCCGUAACAAUCACUUCGGCACCAUGUUUAAGUAUGAUGGUGAACUUUAUCUUUUAGCUACAGACCAAGGUUACUUAAACCAGCCUGAUUUGGUGUGGGAGAAACUAAAUGAGGUCAAUGGGGAUACAUUGUUCAUGACUGGCAACUUCAAGGAAUUCAAGGUGGAAAGUCAUGCAAAUGAUACAUGGGAUGAGCACAAUGCCGUGGCCAGUACUGCUGACUACAUUGCCAGCAUUGAUACUGCACAAGCUGGUUUGGAAAAUUCUGAUCUGCAACUUGCAAUAGCUUUGCAACAGCAGGAGUUUGAGCAGCAGCAGCAGCAGCAGCAACCACAACGCCAUAAUGUGCAGCAACAUUCUGUUGAUGGCAGUUCAAGACUGAUUACAGGUCCCCAGGUGCCUAGAACGAGUGGGAAGUAUCCAUCUUCAUCUUCCAAGCCUGAAGCAAAAUCAAAGGAUAAGUGUAUCGUGAUGUGAGUUUUGCUUUAGGGCAACUUGGAAGUCUGCAUUGUAAAUGUUUUGUAUUUGGCUGCAUUGUCCAUGACAUGACACUGAUAAAGUUUUUGAUUGCAAAAAGUAUAUAGUAUCAAUAUUGGUAGACUA
Molecule: messenger RNA, 2515 nt
Organism: Manihot esculenta (cassava)
Lineage: Eukaryota; Viridiplantae; Streptophyta; Magnoliopsida; Malpighiales; Euphorbiaceae
Product: ubiquitin carboxyl-terminal hydrolase MINDY-1
Exons: 12
Coding region: 227-2389 (720 amino acids)
Biological process (GO): protein K48-linked deubiquitination
Cellular component (GO): cell periphery; cytosol
Molecular function (GO): cysteine-type deubiquitinase activity; cysteine-type carboxypeptidase activity; K48-linked deubiquitinase activity
Source: RefSeq, a predicted model, not a curated record